UUAGGGCUCGCAACCUCCGAGGAGCCCUGGCCUCGGCGAGGAGGUGGGGGGGACACCGAGCACCGACGCGGGGCGGAGAGAAGGACCACCGAGGCGGUGGAGGGCGAACAAAAGGCCGGGCGGGUAGGCGACGGCGAGCGGCGUCAAUGUGGAUGUAGACAAUGGCGGCGCUCAGCAGCCCGGACAGGCUUUGCUAGCGGGCUCAGAGUGGAUGGAGCUGCGGGCCUGGCAGGCUGUUUGUCCGGGGAUGAAUAAAGAGGCCCCGCUGACGACCAGCAGUGAUUCCCCGCUCGACGUGCACCUCUCUUCGGCCUCAUGUUGCUUGACUUUACUCUGAACAAACUCUCUUCGAACACUUUGAGCUCGCUGGUUGCUUGGAUGCUAACGGAGUCUGCUGAUGGAGGCGACAGCAACCUGCUAAGUCCUCCUCUCUGCUCCUCACCACAUAAUCAUCCAGCCAGGACACCCGCCGAGCUUCAAAUUGCAGACUUCCAGAAGACAGAGCUGAAAGAGGGCAGGGAGGCGGGGCUUCAUCCUUGGACCACUCACUUCAUUGGACAGACAGGGAAGCCAAAGAGAGACUACAGACCUGUCAAUUCCUGUCUCAUGAGGACCUGGCACAUGUUGUCAGUUGACUUUUCUCGUUGACGUUUUUCUGCGGCGUGACCUCCGGACACUCCGCCAUCACAUCGUUGUGGGAGAUGUUCCAGUUCAACAAGUACCCCAUGGAGAUUUUAGAGAUGCUGAGCGGACACCAGGCCCACCAGUUCAAAGGUCUGGGCCUGGAGCGUCCGUUGAGCCACCAGCAGCAGGUCCAGCUGCAACAUCAGCAGCAACUUCAGCAGCAGCACCAGACCUCCGCAGACACCUCCGGGAGUCUCCUGACUGGACUGGGCCUGGGAACCCUGCAGACCUCUCGGAGUAAUGCCUUUGCAGAUUCCUCAUCGUUGUUUGCUAAGAUGAGCGCCCCGCCUCCCUCCAUCUCGCACCAGAGUCAGUCGUCGUCAUCGUCCCACAGCUCCCGGAAGUCCAGCAAGAUGAGUAGCAGCAGCGGAAGCUCCUCAUCGGCGUAUCCACAGUUUCUGCGACCUUUUCAUCCAGCUGAGGCAGCGCUGGCGCAGGAGCAGCUCCACUCGGGAAUAGGACGCUUUGACUUUGGGGGCAGUGCAACUAGCGGUAGCGCGGGGGUCAUUGGAGGAGUGGUCACCCCUGCGCCCCCGCCUCCUCCGCUGCAUCCAGGUCUUUCGGUGGCCCAGCCCUCCCCAGUACCCUCUUCCUCCUCCCCCUCUACCUCCACCUCUGUGUCAGCUUCUAACAAUCCCUCUGGCGGCACAGCGGUGCCCCUCGUGGGCCAGUCAGACCCCCGCAGCCUCCACCAGCAGUUCAGCUGCAUGCUGGCCGCCAACCAGUACUUCCUGUCAGGAGUGCCCACCAACAGCAGCUUGGAGCAGUUCCUGGUCCAGCAGGGCACUCACAACCACUUGGGCCUGGGGCUCAGUCAGGGGGCCACCGAGUCGGCCUCAUCCCUGGCCCCUCCCCCCGCCCUGCACUCCUCCCACAGCCACGCAGCACCGCAACCUCAGCAGCAGCAACAGCAGCUGACCCCCCACGCCUUAUCUCACCCACACACCCACACUCACCACCCUCACCCUCUUCACCCUGCCCCCCAGCCCGCCCCCUUGGGUGGGUUUGACUUCCAAAGCAUUCCUGUGCUGUCCUCCAAUCAGAUAGCUUCACUCAUGCAGCAGGAGGCGGGCAUCCCGCUUCCCCUGCCCCUUCACUUGUCGCUCCCCAAAGAUGACAGCUCAAAGUCGGGGGACAGCUCGUCAACAUCGGCCUCCAGUGGGGGGAGCAGGAGGAAAAAAGCCAUGGCCGGCUACCUCCCUCAAAGGAAAGCCGACAGUCACGCUCACAGCAGCUCCAGCGGUCACCGUCACAGCUCCUCUUCUGGCCUCCUGGGAGGAGCAUCUGGAGGCGUUGGCAUGAGCGGCAUCGGAGGUGGGCAGCAGCAUUCCUCUCUCCUCUCAUCACCGUCGCAGCAACACCAGUCGUCCUCCACAGUGUCUUCCUCAUCAUCAUCCGCCCCCUCCUCAUCAAACUCUGCUUCUGUCCUGGUGGACAGUGGAGACCAGCGCUUGUCCAAAUCCCAAGAGAGACGCAGUAGCAGCUCAUCCGGUCAGGCUGAAGCAGAAGCCCUGUACCACUGUGGGGAGUGUGGGAAAACCUUCACCCACCUGUCCAGCCUACGGCGCCACCUGCGCAGCCACGGCUUGACCCCCGAAAGCCACAGCAGGAAGUCGGACUGUACCUCACCCAGUCCGGAGAGGAUCUUCUGCUGCGGUGACUGUGGGAAGAGGUUUAAAAAGCGGGGCCACCUCAUCCAGCACAGCGUCACGCACUCUGAAAACCGACCGUUCGUCUGCAACAUUUGUCAGAAGUCCUUCAACCGCCGCGAGUCGCUCACGCGGCACGAGAAGAUCCACGACGAGAAGCCAUUCCGGUGCCCGGCGUGUGGCCGCUGUUUCCGCGAGAGCACCUCCCUCCUCAACCACGCCGCAUCAGGGGCCUGUGGCAAACCUCCGCGAAGUUCCAAGAACCGGUCCAGUGGCAGCGGCUCAUCCAACCCCAGCAGUAGCAGCAGUAAAUCACGGCGAGAUGGAGGUCAAGUCGUGAUGUCCAAUGAGGUUGCGGUCAUUCCUAACACGGACUACUCCAGAAGUCGCUACCCCAACCAGACGUCCUACGACGGGGUGGUGGACGAUUACAGACGCUCGCAGUCGUCAUCGCUGUACUCGCCGGAUGACAUGAGCAGCCAAACUCUCCGGAAGGCCCCCCUCGCCCCAACUCUUCACCCUCACCCUCAAAGUCAGCAACACCACCUUCCUCUCUCCUCCUUAUUGGAUGAUUCUGAGGACGAGGUCACCAGCAGUGCUAUGUCCGCCAUCGCUGCGGCAGCGGCGGCCUCGUGCAACAUCAAUACAGAAGGAAGGGACGGGGAACGAAGAGACAUCAUUGGAGGGCUGCUGGGCGGGUUGGGGUUUGGUAACUUGGGGGGUCCGUCAUCCUCCCCCAGCCUCAACGGUUCCACCAUGCCGCUAACGCACCACAGCCAAAUCCCCACCAAGCCCAGGAGGCCCCGAAAGCCCAGAGAGAAGAGGGACCCCAACAACAUUGUCAGGAGGAGGCGUAGUCCCGCGCCCCCGGGUGACGGCUCGGAGCGGCCGUACGGGUGUCAGCUGUGUGGCAAGCGCUUCCGUAGGGCCGAGACGCUGCGGCGGCACAACAGGGUCCACACCGGCGAGAAGCCUCACGCCUGUGACGUUUGUGGGAAAAUGUUCCGUGAGCCUUUCCACCUGACCAAACAUUUGACGGUUCACUCGGGUCAGAAGAACUACAAGUGCAACCUGUGCGGCAAGAUGUUUGCCUACGCUCAGAGCCUCGUCAGACAUGGCAAGUUGCACCGCAAAGGAGAGAUUGAUAACCAGGGGCGGAGAAUCAAGGGAGCGGCUGCCGCCAUCAGUCAAGUGGCAGGCUCUGACUUUUUCUCGUCUUGUUCCCAAGAGGAAAAGUCUCCGACAUCUGGCACCCCGUCCCAGAGGCUGUACACCUGCACGGUGUGCUGGAAGUCCUUCCGCCAUUAUUUCCACCUGACGGCACAUCAACAGACUGUGCAUGGCGGCGGCGUGGGCCUGGAGAAAUCCUUUCGAUGUGAAGUUUGCGGUAAAGCCUUUGCUUACUCCAACAGCUUAGUGCGUCAUAAGCUGUCCCAGCACGGCAUCGACCGCAGCGGCCAGAGGGUCAACCACUCCCCGGCGCCGGGAUACUCGCCCCUCUUCUACGACUCCAGCUCAGUCUCCACCUACAGCGCCUCAUCUCACAUGCAACAAGUGGCGAGCCAGCCGCCCCCCCUGCAGCAGCAGGAAGCGCAGCACCCUUUUCACUACAGGCCCAAAAACUUCCACAAGGAACCCGAACAGAUGAAAAAGCGGCGGAAUAAAAGAAGGCGGGUGGUCAUCCACAGCAUCAUGAGGGACGGGAAGCUCGUGGGCGUGCCGCUCAGCAAGGAAACACGCAGAAAGUUGUUGAUGCUGAGAAAGAGGAGGGGGCGGCUGCAGGCGCACAUCAACAAGAAGAAACUCCUGGCACAGCUGAGGGUCUGUGGUGGGGCGGCAGCAAUCAAGUCCUGGUUGGGAGGGGCUGUGAGAGUUGCAGGGCUCAUGUCCAUGGACAUCCCCAUCAAGCGCUUCCCGUGUCCCGUCUGCCCCAGCGCCACCUAUGCCAGGAUGGGCUCUGUGCUGCUACACCGCGCUGUGCGACACCCACCCCGGAUGUGGGGCCGCCGUGCCCGCCUGCAGUGUGCGGUGUGCGGGCGCCGCAGCGGCUCCUUAUUCAAAGCCCUCAAACACCGCGGCCACCACCUCAAGCAAAUCUCCUCCCAGUGCCACAAAUGCAGACGCCGCUUCUGGAACCAGCGACUCCUGGACCGACACAAGUACUCGUGCCGGGCCUCCAGGUUGGGGGGGUGUGUUGGGAACUGGGCACUUAUGAAGAUCAAGUCCCCGUUGUCCGACGGCGAACAUUCGCCGGUCCAGCUAACAAUGCCGGCUCUGGUCCCACACGAGAGGUCAUCAGUUCUGACGGAGUACGCUCAUUAAUUAAACACAUUUCUUCGUUAGAUUAGGUUAUUCUAAUUCUUUUUUUUUAAUAAUCAAGAGGCGAGUGACAGCUGGGAGCCUUUUAAAAAAAGGGAGAAGAGGGAGGACCCUCCUCAUGCCUCCCAGUCCCACAGUGACCCAAUAGUACUGCAGGGUGGACUUAAAAGACACCUGGUCACAUGACAUGUUUUAGUAGCAGCUGUUUUAUUGAUGUUAGUGCACAUUGAAACAACAACACUACCCCGUCUUGUCUUGUACCUUUUCUAUUAACCUCGUUUGUUUCGUCACUCCACGUUGAAAGAUGCCUUAUUUGGUCAACGCAACACAAGGUGACACUUGACCUUUUUAAGACAAAACCCUUCAUGUAGGAAUAUCCCGGAGUGUAAUGUACAAUUCCUAUUAUAUUUUAUUAUAUAUAAUGGACAACUUGCUGUUUUUUACUCCCAAGUAUCAGUGUUGCUGUUGUGAAGGGGUGGGUGGGAUGAUGUGUCCACGUGUUCUUUUCUUUCCUUUCCUUCACUUUUUGUAACUAAAUUGUGUACACAUCCUUUGACUUAGCUCCUAUACACGUCUUCAUUUGUUUUUAUGUACAACUAAAACAUGUAAUAUUACUAAAUAACUAUUCUUUUCUUUGCAUAAAAGUGACUUGUCGAAAACCCUGAAAUUAAAAAAAAAAAGUCAAAUGUGAAAUCUGUUGGCCUAAAUGU
Molecule: messenger RNA, 5362 nt
Organism: Doryrhamphus excisus (bluestripe pipefish)
Lineage: Eukaryota; Metazoa; Chordata; Actinopteri; Syngnathiformes; Syngnathidae
Biological process (GO): regulation of transcription by RNA polymerase II
Cellular component (GO): nucleus
Molecular function (GO): DNA-binding transcription activator activity, RNA polymerase II-specific; RNA polymerase II cis-regulatory region sequence-specific DNA binding
Source: RefSeq, a predicted model, not a curated record